Messenger RNA from Linum tenue, 1254 nucleotides. The record is from the annotation of a GenBank genome assembly. NCBI's taxonomy places the organism in Eukaryota, Viridiplantae, Streptophyta, Magnoliopsida, Malpighiales, Linaceae.
UGAGAAACACAUGAUCUGCGAAAGCAAAUGGCCUCUUCCCAGUAAGUCCGUAGGGAUACAGAAUCCAGAAGUUCUCCAGAAGAACCAACAAUUGGCUCAGUCUAUCAUCACCAAGUUGGCCACUCCGUCCGCUGCGGAAGGAGAGAAGACAGUAGCCGCAGUCAAUAUCACUCCUAAAUCACAGUAGAAGCAGAGAAAUGGGAAGGCGGUGGACGGUCGGCGUUUUGAUCGUCCUCCUGGGAAUAGUUAUCGGAAACAAGCAAUUCGGCUCUCGUUUUGGCUGGGACAAAGACGCUGCACUUCACCUCUUAGCUCAAUGGUCCGAUCGACUGGGCAUUUGGGCCAUGCCUCUGUACGUUGCGGUUCACACCCUCACCCUCGCUCUCUGCUUGCCCUACGCCGUUUUCUUCGAGGCGGCUGCUUCUCUCCUGUUCGGCUUCUUCCCGGCGCUUCUCUGCGUUUUCUCUGCCAAAAUCUUGGGAGCUUCCCUGUCCUUUUGGAUCGGCAGGCUAGUUUUUAGGAGAUCAAGCUCAGCAGCUGGGUGGGUGCAGAGGAAUAAAUACUUCCAUCUCCUUUCAAGGGGAGUUGAGCGAGAUGGUUGGAGAUUUGUCCUUCUGGCACGCUUCUCACCUGUUCCCUCUUACAUGAUAAACUAUGCUCUGGCUGCCACUGGAGUUGGCUUCUUGGUGGACUUUCUGCUCCCUACAGUGGUUGGGUGCCUGCCUAUGAUUCUGCAGAAUACAUCCAUUGGCAGCCUUGCUGGUGCUGCUGUUGCUUCUGCAUCUGUUUCUCAGAGAUCUAAGGUUUGGUCAUAUUUGUUUCCCUUGCUUGGAAUAGCAUCUAGCAUUAUCAUCUCCUUGAGGAUUAGAAAGUACUCCUCUGAAUUUGCAAAGGUUGCAAGUGAUCCAAGUGGUAUUGCUGACGUUGGCAAUUCGUCUCCAUCCCUACGUGGCAAUCAAGGUAAAACUGACUAGGAUCAUGAGAAAUCAACACCAUGAGCGAGUUAGUAUUGACAGUUUUCCCCACCCGGCAGUUGCUGUUCCAAGUAAUGUCUUUUAUGAACUAUAGCAAGAUAUAGUAAAAAUAUUUCUGUUGGAAGUCGCUCAUUAUUUCAAUCCCUGCUUUGCGGACUAUAUCUGGUGACUAAGAGAAAUCCUUUAGUCGAUUUUCUAUUCUCUCUCUCUCGAGCAUUACUUGAGUAAGAAGUAAAAAGUGUAUUUGAAAGAGUUGGUAUAACAAGGCAGCUGACUACGA